AAACUACUCCACUCAGAGCUAGAAAACAUGGGUGCGUUCGAUUCAAUUUAAAAGAUAUCCCGAUAUAACUUAGUUGUUUACUUUCCAUUAAAUUACGAACCGGAAGCAGCUAUCGGGCAAUGUGGGUGUAAAAGUGCAGCACACAAUGCUCGACAACCCUUAUUAAACCACCACCCACAUUCUCCGCGCCUGCGCUAAGCGGUGGUCAAGGUAUAUAAGUGCUAACUUUUCUGACAGACACGUAUCGGCACUGUUCCGGAACCGAUAUAGCAAACGAUUCCGUGAGUUGGUCCGUAACGUUAAGUGAUAUACUUGGUUGUUUUAUUCGCUGCCCUAUUGUGAAGUUUUACUGUGGAAGACGAGGCACAAAUGCGCGUCGGAGGCUAGUUGAUGGUAGCAUGCUAACACAAGGCACCAGACAGUGUGUCGCUAACAGGAGUAGCCAGUAGUAGCCAGUCACCAUUGCAACAGCAGACAACCAAGAUUUGUGUGAAGUUUUGAAUCCAAGUGAUGGACGGUGAGCCAGGGGCAGCCUCUGAACGAAUUCUCCUGGAGCCAUACAAAUACUUGUUGCAGCUGCCAGGAAAACAAGUGAGGACAAAACUUGCUCAAGCAUUCAACCACUGGCUGAAUGUUCCAGAGGACAAACUGCAGGUGAUCAUCGAAGUGACCGAGAUGCUGCACAAUGCCAGCUUGCUCAUAGAUGAUAUCGAGGACAGCUCCAAGUUGCGGCGAGGCUUCCCCGUGGCCCACAGCAUCUACGGCAUUCCCUCCGUCAUCAACUCUGCUAAUUACGUCUACUUCUUGGGUUUGGAAAAGGUGCUGACGCUGGAGCACCCAGAGGCUGUGCGCGUGUUCACCCGGCAACUGCUGGAGCUGCACCGCGGCCAGGGCCUGGACAUCCACUGGAGAGACACGUACACAUGCCCCACCGAGCAGGAGUACCGCGACAUGGUGCUGCAGAAAACCGGUGGGCUCUUCGGCCUGGCGGUGGGCCUGAUGCAGCUCUUCUCUGAUUGGAAACAGGACCUGAAACCACUCCUAGACACGCUAGGCCUCUUUUUUCAGAUCCGGGAUGACUACGCCAACCUGAGCUCACGUGAGUACAGCGAGAACAAGAGCUUCUGCGAGGACCUGACAGAGGGCAAGUUCUCUUUCCCCACAAUCCAUGCCAUCUGGUUGCGUCCAGAGAGCACCCAGGUGCAGAACAUCCUCAGGCAGCGCACCGAGAACAUGGACAUCAAACGCUACUGCGUGGACUACCUGGAGAAGGUUGGCUCGUUCGCGUACACCCGUCAGACGCUACGUGACCUGGAGGCCGAAUCCUAUCGACUAAUCAGGGAGUUCGGGGGAAACCCUCAGCUGGAGAGCUUGGUCAAACUCCUCAGCCGCAUGCAUCAUGAGGCUGAAGCAACAGGAGAGUCUAACUGUGAGCCGCACUGCAGCCAGAACCACUGAACUCUGCACUGACACCCUGAGAGUUUUAUGCACACCAUUCAUCUACUGUAUGAAAAUAUUUAAAUUGCCAUACACUGUAGAACUGGCAGAUGAAAACAUGUUCAUAUCGUGAUGUGGCCCUGCAGCCUUUGGUCUUCUAAAUGGGAAAUGUCCCUGUGUUGGUUCACGUUAUCACAUUGUGAGCCAUUUCAUUUCCUUCCAAAGCAACAUACCCAAUCACCAUUGUCAUUGAGGCGACGUUUUAAAAGCACUCCAAGUACCUUGAAGGUAGACGCUAUAUAAAUGAAGCCCAUUUGCGUUUUGCUGAAGUCCCUCUUUAAACCAUGCAGAUGUUUUGAGUGCUGCAGUGGUCACAUGGGUCCGCCACUCAUGUCUACUUGUUAUGCAACAUAUCGCUAUUACAUUUAAACUAGUGUGCUUGGUUUUUUUUGUGCUCUGCUUUGUCUGUUGGUCCACUGCACUCUGGCUCUGAUUCACCACAGGAUUAUCACAUUCAUUUUAUUUUAUUUUUUUAACGCUCAUUGGAUUAUAUUUGUCGUCAUACACAAUCUUUUACACUUUCAAAUAUCCAUCCACAAAAUAAAGGUUCUUCAAAGAUCUCAAACUAAAUGUCUCACAUUUUGAGGUUGUCAUCUGACGGUGACAUUUUCAAGCUUUCCUUGCACAGAUGGAUUGGAACAGCGCCGUUUACCGCGCAUUUUGAGAGCCCAGCCCAAAUGUGUAUUUUCAGUGGCUGUCUGAAUUGUCUCCUGCACGCAAACUACACACAUAGGCACAAAACCUAAAUACUGACCUACAGUAUUAAGUUUCUGCACUCUACACAGGUCUUGUUUUUUUUUUCCCCAUAUCCAGCAAGUUGAGGAAUGUCAAAAUCAUAAAACCUUGAGCGGCUUUGUACACAGGCUGGUUGCUAUGGACAUGGCUGCUGCUUCAAUAGCAACUUUUGUCUGAAGUACAAAGCGCAAGUCAGCCAACUCCUACAUUUGUCUGCUUUGUGAUAUUAAAUCAUACUGUUUGCGUGGCAGUUAAGCUUCUGUUUACCCUCCUAACACUCAAUCAUUUUCAAGUCAUUUAUAAAUACAGUGAUUCAUCAAAAUGCCCAUUUAAUUUUUCUUUAAAAGAUGGUGAACGAUGCCAUUUGUUUUUUUCUUUGCUAAGGCAAGUGUGACAAAAUGCAAAUGCAUAUGAGGCUGCUCCACUAGAGCUGACUCGAGUCCAUCACAGUAAUCAAAGCCUCGCACAGCUCACAUUUCUUUAUCGGGGAUGCUCAGAUUGAUUUUCUCCACUCACUGUGAGUUGUGUUUGAGAGCAAAGCGUGGUGGUGUUUGUGCGGGGAGCGAUAACCUACCAGCCCCACCCCCUUGGCUCUGCAAGAUUUGCUUUAUUUAUCAUCAGGCUGUGCUUUAUGGAAAAUUUCAUAAAUAUUCUAAUGGCAACAGGCAGGGGAGGGCUUUUUUUUUCCUCCAAAUGUUUUUAGUUAAAAUGCAUGUUUGACUGACAACCUACUGAAUGCAUUUACUUACUAUUUACUGGUCUCCAAACGAAACUACAGUGGAACCUCUAAAGUCAAACCACGCAGUGAUGUACAAUUGGGAAAACUUUGCUUCUCAGGUCCAUCAAGUGUCAAAAUUGGAACCACUGUCGGGCUAUGUUUACACUGCCCAAUUCGGAUUUUUUUUCCCCCCCAAAUACGAUCAUUUUAUGGAAUUGUUCACAUUACCAAGAAAAUGCGACGUGACAAAACAACGGCACGCGCAUGUGAGUUUGUUUACAGAGGUACAUAUGGCAUCUCAGUCCUGGCGCAUUUCUGGCAAUUUCAAGUAUUCUGUGCAACCGGAGUCAGCAUUUUCUUAACCAAAUGAUUUUAUGUAGGAGAUAAAGAAGGAAGAGGCGUUUGUGGGGAACUUGCUGUGACGUGUUCCAAUCGUGCUGGUCUUUGAAACGGGGGAAGCUCUUUGGGGUCUGACAUACUGUACAUUUAAUAUGACUUUAGCAAUGCUGUCUGCUCCCGUCGUGGCUGGGCUAACUAGCAAGCUACUCCGCCCACGACGGUGAUAUGAUGCCAUGAACCAACGACCGAACAAAACUCGAUAACGUUCGGAUUAUGUAGUUUACUUACAAUGUAGUACGUACAAAGUAAGAAAUAGCUGUAGAAUUGAAUCAAUGUGAAAUAAUUCACUCCGGAAGAGACUUCACAUCUGCUCUGACCUCACUCCACGGCAGAUUAAUGCUAAACAUACUCACAAAAUUAAGCACAUUCUAGUUCACUUUUAACGCAGUUGUAAGUCUACACAUUUAAGUUUUCACAAUGCAUAUUUGAUCAAUAAUUUUAUUACAUUUAAAGAGGAAGGUCCGCUUCCAGUGUAGUCAAUGAGCAAUCGCCACUGCUCUGUUCCGAGGAGUGUGUGAGUGCUAUCAACAGUGGUUAUUUUAUUUUUGUAUUUUCUAUCACAGUUGAGAAUACUAAAAUGUUAACAAUUGGAAAACAAGCUGAAUGAAGGGUUUAUGAUGGAUUGAAUGGAUUGUGUUCCAUCCCAGCUGUAUAUUCUGUGAAUAAAUCUGAUUACACAGACUGGAAUUAGGGAUGUCAGAUAACCGAUAUACCAUACCGAUAUUGUGCAACUGUCAAUUUCCGAUACCGACUUCAGCCGAUACAGAUACCUAUAUAUGUAACAUCCCAAAUCUCCUGCCGUGGAAUUAACAUAUAUUUGUUGCGAAGCUAAUGGAUACAGCAUCAGAAAUGAGCUUCUCAGGGUGCCUGUAAACAACAUUGUAAAACAUCUGAGAAAUACUUGCUAUUAGUCUUAGGCUGUGACAUUUCUUUUAAAAGUCAACAGAGUAGCCAUUUACAUGUUUUUGAUCAUCAAAGUCCAGGGAAGAAAAUCAAGUGUCAUAAUUUUCAUGCAGGCCUAGCACAGAACCAGAAAUCUUUCAUUUGGGUGACUGGGGUGAGACCAUUACCAACAUCGGGGUGGC
This is a messenger RNA of Dunckerocampus dactyliophorus (ringed pipefish), 4434 nucleotides long. RefSeq names its product geranylgeranyl diphosphate synthase 1 (gene ggps1). Gene Ontology annotation, molecular function: prenyltransferase activity. The record is from RefSeq and is a predicted model, not a curated record. Gene Ontology annotation, biological process: isoprenoid biosynthetic process. The coding region runs from base 511 to 1458 and encodes 315 amino acids. The transcript is spliced from 4 exons. NCBI's taxonomy places the organism in Eukaryota, Metazoa, Chordata, Actinopteri, Syngnathiformes, Syngnathidae.